AUGAAAACUAUAGAUAAAUAUACAUUGCUCAAUUAAAUUGGGUAAGGAUAAUACGGCAAGGUAUACAAGGCGAAUAAACACAACACUCAAGAAUAUUAUGCAAUCAAAGUCAUCAAACUAACUCGAUUUAAACAAUUACCGAAAUUAACUUAAUUCACAAUGAACGAAGUUGAAACAUUAAAACGAAUUAACAAUCCAAAUGUGAUCAAGUUUAUCGAAUUAUUCAAUUCUAAGAAUAACCUAUAUUUAGUUUAUGAGUUUUGCAAUGGUGGUAAUCUUGAAGAGUAUAUUCAAAGAAGCCGGAACCUCAGGGAAAGUGAUGCGAUGGAUAAAUUUGCUUAAUUAUUGAAUGGGUUUGAAUCCUUGCAGAAAGAGAACAUUCUGCAUCGAGAUUUGAAGCCUUCCAACAUUCUUUUGCAUGACAACAUUGUGAAGAUAGCAGAUUUCGGUUUUUGUAAAAAUAUUGAACCUUUUGAUCUCACUUAAACAAUGGUAGGAUCGCCAAUUUACAUGGCCCCUGAAAUCUUGUUAGGAGAACCCUAUAGCUUCUCUGCUGACAUCUGGUCUCUAGGAGUGUGUCUUUACGAGAUGCUGUUUGGAAGAUGUCCCUACGAAGACGUGACCAUCCCGAGACUAAUGUACCAAAUACAAAAUCAACCUGUAACGAUGAUGCACACCAUAUUAGCUGACAAUCCCUUACCAAAUUGGAGAGGGAAUCGAACGACUGUUGAGACGGAUGCUCACUGUUGAUCCGAGACAGAGAAUAUCCUGGCAAGAACUGUUCCAACUCAGGAUCUCCAAAAGUCAGAAGAGUGUCUCGCCACUCACCAACAGUAAUAGAAGAGGUGUAUCUCGUAAGUGUAAUAUAAUUUAAUAUUAGCAAUUAGAUAAAACUCCUCGCCCUAUCAACAAGUGUUCCAGAAGAAGAACAGUCAGCACUUCUCCUCAAAGAUGACUGAAACAUCCGAAAGUGGAAUCUACACCAACAUCAAGAUCAUUCUGCAGCAAAGGAAACAAUUGCAUGAGCACAUCCAAGCCAUCAUCAAACUCUUAGAGGUCAACGACAAUGUCCACGUCCCCUUAAUGGUACUCUUCAUGAUCAGAUACAUUCAAUCUCAACUGAAACUAAAUUUCGACUCUCUCAUCAGAUUAAGAGAAUUCAAGAACACUCCUCAGUUCGACAAGAUACAAUAUAUUUAUAAGGAAGAUGAAAGGUAUUCUCUUUUUCAUUACUCUCUCUCCCUUUUAGCUAAAUCCUCCUAGUCGAAAAACAGAUAGUCCAGGAAUUGAACAAGUCCCAAUGUCCUUCCGACAACGUCACCACUGAAGAAUUCCAAUGGAAUACUAAGUAGUUCUUGCGUACCAUCUCCGAUGAUAUCCAAUUGUCAGAAUUGCAGAAAUAUUUCUAUAGAUUUUUAGAUUCACUUAAUAAAUGA
This is a messenger RNA of Paramecium octaurelia, 1436 nucleotides long. Lineage: Eukaryota; Ciliophora; Oligohymenophorea; Peniculida; Parameciidae. The record is from the annotation of a GenBank genome assembly.